ACCGGCUCGACGCCCCAACCCCCUCCUCUUCCUCCCCUGCGCCUUCCUUCCGAGAGAGCGAGCGAGCGAGCGAGUGGUGGGAGGGGAGCGCAGGCAUUUAUAUGACUUGAAGAUAAAAGAUGAAUGGAAUACUAUCAUUGAGUCACCUAAAGGAUCUAUAUUAUGACCCCUAUCAUUAAGUAAUGCUUAAAUGAAAAAGAAGACCCCAAGAAGCAAUCAGAAGUAAUUAUUACCUUACUCAGGCAUCAAUGACUACGUCAUUCAAUCCAAGUCGACCUUCUUCAUCAGAGUUGGUGGAGCUUCAUGUUUUUUAUGUCCCUGAAGGAUCAUGGAACUAUAAGCUAAAUACCAUUUCAAUAGAAGUAGUCAGUAAAUUUAUUUCAGCUGGAUUUAUAAGGGUGUCGCCUCAUCUUACUUUACAAGCCCUGAGGGAGCAGCUGGGUGAGUUCCUGGGUGAAGAGGCUGUUGCAGAAAAAUUUUUAUUUUUGAAAUGCAUUGGAAACAAUUUAGCUGUGGUGAAGACAAAGGAAGAAAAGGAACUGAAACUCAAGUCAUUUGCUCCACCAUAUGCUCUUCAACCAGAAUUAUAUUUGCUUCCCAUAGUGGAUCACUUAGGAAAUAUUUAUUCAUCAUCGUCGUCACCAUCUAUUGUGGGAGAUAUGCAGCAGAAUAAUAUUUCUGAGGAUGAUAAAGCUGCUCAGCAACUAGAUAGUUGCAAAACUUCUCCAAGCCGGAAACCUGAAAAAGAUCCAAGCCUUUUAGAACAUAUUACUAAAGUUCCUCCCCUCAAGAAUCAGGAAGAAGUCAGCCUAAAAGACAACAAGAUUAAAAAGUACCCAGCAAGAAAGUAUGGAUUUCUAGAAGCAUUAGACGAUAAACGUAUGUUACAUGGACAAAAAAAAAGCCAGUUCCUGUGGGACAAUGGAGACAAGAUCACUGAUGCCAGUAGAAGAAAGGAAGAUCUGUCAGGUGAUGAAGAUUAUGACAACAAGCCUCCGGGCCCUUCUGCUCCUCCUUCACUACCACUCCUAGCUUUUGCUCCAGGAAUACUGGAAUCCUCUGUGUUACAAAAUGAGAGAUUCAAGAUUAUGCAACAAAUGAAGCAAGUAAAGGAAGAAAGAGGUCAUUUGGAAGAGACGAAAGAAGAACUGUUGAAAAAAGUUAAAACUUUAUUUGAACAAAGCAAACUGAAAAGAUACCAUGCCCAGGAAGCUUGGAAGAAAAAGUAUUUUGAAACCAAGAAAAUCACAGCUUCAUUGGAGGAAGUUUUAACUAAACUUCAAGAAGAUUUAGAACUUUAUUAUAAAAAAUUGCUCAUGCAGCUAGAAGCUAGGGAGAUCAAGAUGCGGCCAAAGAAUUUGGCGAACGUGGAAGACUCGAAGAAUAGUCUUAUAAUCCAGAUCACUGAAGUACAGCAUGCAAUUGACCAACUGAAGAGAAAACUGGACACUGACAAAAUGAAACUCAUGAUAGAAAUUAAGAUGAGAAAACAAGCAAUUUCAGACAGACGAACAUUAAAAAUGGAACUGGAACAAAAGAAAAUGAAAGCAUCUUUAAGCUCCUAGUCAUAUGUAUUUACUUAGAACUGUCUUAUUUUUCAAAAUGUUUAGACUUAUUUGAAGACUGUCCAUCCAUUGUUCUUGCCAAUGUUUCUUUAUAAGCCUUGUAUCUCUAUUCCAUUAUUUUUCAUAUUGAGUUUAUAAAGUGACUCAGGAAAUGUUAAGCACAGUAUACUUCUUCAAUACUUUGAGGAUCUGUGAUUUUGUCAGAGUGGGUACUCCUUCCACUAAGAAAGAUCACACCCCCUCCACAAGUUGGAAGAUGAACUCUAAGAGUAGCUUUGGUAAAAAAAAGAAAAAGAAAAAGAGAGAGAGAGAGAAAGAGAGAAAGGAAGAAAGAGAGAAAAAGAGAGAGAGAGAGAGCAGUGAAAAGCCAAGUAAUUUGUUCAGGGCAUUAUUUAGUUAUUUUUGAGUAUUUCAAGAUGACUGGACUUCAUUUUACAGUAAAGUAUUUCAUUAUUCUAUUGCUGGGUUUAAGAUAAUUCAUCUAGGAGUUAAGAAUAAAGGUCCAUUAUUAGUCUUAGCAAACCACCACGUCUUGGUACAAAAGGCUACACUGAUUUUUUUUUUAUGUAACCCUGAUAAUUAAAAGAAUAAUCCUUUGUUUUAUUUUAACUAAACAGUCGCCUAAGAAUCUAAGACUGAGGAAAUCGAGUUUACCAUUUGGAGCACUCAAGAGGAAACUCCUGGGAUUAGUAUCCAAGAAGUAUCUUAUUAACAUAUUUUAGAAGCAUAGAAACCAUCAGUAAUUCAAAAUAGACUAUGAAUUAUCAUCCUUUUGACUGGAUGUUCCAGGCAUUCUGCUAUUAGCAGCCAUGUAAAUUGGAAGCAGAGAUCUUACAUAUGCCCUAGACCUAGAAAGGACGGUCAAAUUUUACCUCCUUUUAUUCUGAUUAAUAGGAAAAACAGUUAGGAAAGAUUAGAUUUAUGUGAGUCCAGGGUUCAUAGGAAUAGGUUUGUAAUGUCCCUAGACAGUUAUACAGCCAGUACUAUCGAAAUGCAAAUCAUAAUUUGAUAUAAUGCUGUUGUUUUUAUAAUUCGCCAUAUGAAAAAGCAGAGGGUUCUGAAAUGAAACCUGGCUAAAGAGUUAGGAAAAUUCUAAAUAUUAAACUACUGUGUUUUAGAAAGAGAAACAUCAGUUCAUAAACUAACGUCAUGAGGUUAAAAUUAGAAGCAAAAUCUCAAUGUGGGAAAAUAUUGUAAAUUUGAAACAAACAACUUAGCAAUAAGGUUGUCAAUGAAUAAAUUAUAGAUGCACAGAAAAGGAUCUUAGGAGAAUUGUUUCAUCAAGAAUAGCAUAAGAAUAAUAUCAGAUUAUCUACUAAGUUAUCCCUAUAGUAAAUUUGAUAAUAAUAAAAUUCUUCUUGAAAAUAUCUGUCUCAAAAGCAUAAUUUAGCUGAAAAUUUAGGCAACACCACCAUACUAGUUUAAAAGAGUAUCUUUUUUUUAAAUUACCUGGGCCAAUUCUAUAUCUUUUAUCUUAAAGUCACCUGUCUAGAGGUUGGGAUGAAGCAAAAGCAAGCCUCACAGGGCACUGAGGUGCUACCCGAAGAGAAGAAUCACUAAGCCAAUAUCCCAUCCUCCCUUUAACAAUGCAUUGGCCCUAAGGAGAAGACAUUCUAUAUUAAUUUUAAUAUUAGCUUUGUUGGACAAAUAAAAUUACAGAGUAAAUUGCUUUUCAGAGAAUAGGUUUUUUUUUAAAAUAUGUCCUAAGCAAACUAGGUUUCCCUUUACAAGUU
Messenger RNA from Vombatus ursinus (common wombat), 3298 nucleotides. RefSeq names its product spermatogenesis associated 1 (gene SPATA1). The record is from RefSeq and is a predicted model, not a curated record. NCBI's taxonomy places the organism in Eukaryota, Metazoa, Chordata, Mammalia, Diprotodontia, Vombatidae. The coding region runs from base 249 to 1565 and encodes 438 amino acids. The transcript has 13 exons.